AUGAUUACGACGACCAGGCCGAAGGCGAACACAAACACGAAGGUUAAUAAAAAGACGAACACGACAGCGAACGUGCAUACGAAGGCGAUCGAGAAUACGAAUAUGAACACAGAGACGAGAAAGGGGGCGAAUAAGAAGAUGAACACGAAAACGAGCACGAAAAGGAAUAUGAAUAUGAAGACGAAUACAAAGACGAAGACGAAUGCGAAAGUGGGCACGAAGCCGAUCACGAAUGCGAAGACGAAGCUGAGGCAGCUCCAUUCGGAGUAUCGGAGCACUUAUCGCUGGCAUGAGUUCACUGGCAAUUCGCGGCCUGAAGUGGUGCGUCGUGCACCAGCGCCCAAUCCCAGUCAAUUUAUCGGUCCAACGAAUGAGCCACCGUUACCUAGGCGAAAAAAAUGUCCCGAAUUGGCAUACAAGUCGCACGAGUUCAUUAUUGGUUCGGAGUAUACAGAUGCGAGAGGUGGACAUGCCAAUCGGUUAGCAAGGUCUGAAGAACGUGGUGGUACACCAUCACGCCGAAGCAAAUCUGAGGGACCGCCAGUUGUGCCCAAUGGACGUGCAUAUGCCAUACCGGAGGAAGUUGAUGGAACGGCUAAAAAACAGGCGGGUGAGUCAAAUGGCCUAUUCAAAAAGACCAUCUCAAAAUUGAGCACAGAAUAUCGUUUGCAAUUCGUUUGGCCCAAUGUCCGACGAAUAAAGGGCAUUGAGGCCGGCGAUGCGGCGGAUCACCCCAGAAAAUCAAUAUCAAUGGGGGCGCUCAAAGCUAGCCAACAACAACAGCAACAGCAGCAACAACUGCAUCUAAGGCAACACCCACAGGCGGCAAUGCCAACGGUUCAUAAAAAACGUACAACAAAUCAGAAAGAAGCUACACUACAUGAGUUGGAGCCGCUGGUUAGCGAUGCCGAAGAAAGCAAACCACAUGAAAAACAAGUGACCAUUGUGGAGAAGGUCGAACGAAAAACGACUAUACGGCCAUUCUCGCAAGCAUUCGAUCAGGAACGAGCCAAUCACUUUAUCACCAAGAAGGAGAAUUUCGGCUUCGAAGAGGCCAAGGGCAAGGGCGAUGGUGUGGACAAUAAGCAACAGGAGCAGGAGGUGCUGUUAAAUGGCACUGCACCGCCACGUUCGCAACCGAACCUGGAUUUGUGGUUCAAGGAAGUCGUUGAGCUGCGAAAGAAAGCGGGCGAAUACAAAUGCCGUGGUUGGGGUAGAGAAAUCGAUCCAGAACUUUACAAAAAGCAGAAGGAGCUUUGGGAACAGGUUUCCAAGCGCAGUUCGCUGUCCGCCUUAUCGUUAGCAUCUUCCGUGCAUAG
This is a messenger RNA of Rhagoletis zephyria (snowberry fruit fly), 1319 nucleotides long. RefSeq lists its product as uncharacterized. Gene Ontology annotation, molecular function: microtubule binding. Gene Ontology annotation, biological process: negative regulation of centriole replication. The record is from RefSeq and is a predicted model, not a curated record. NCBI's taxonomy places the organism in Eukaryota, Metazoa, Arthropoda, Insecta, Diptera, Tephritidae.